Molecule: messenger RNA, 2400 nt
Organism: Lentinula edodes (shiitake mushroom)
Lineage: Eukaryota; Fungi; Basidiomycota; Agaricomycetes; Agaricales; Omphalotaceae
Exons: 6
Coding region: 1-2400 (799 amino acids)
Cellular component (GO): actin cortical patch
Molecular function (GO): phosphatidate phosphatase activity
Source: RefSeq, a predicted model, not a curated record
AUGUCUUCAUGGCGGAAAUCAGCUUCCUCUCGUCUUUCCUCUUUUAAAGGCUACAUCGCUCAACAAGAUUUGCGCAAUACUCUGCCUGAAGCCAUUUCACGUCAAAUUGGUGCUGGUAAAGAACGAGCAGGGAACUUUAAAGAAUGGGCUGGCCAGAAGAUCAAUAGAGGGUAUAACAAUAACGGUCAGACGAAUGCUGGCACAGAGAAAAUCUCGCUAUUUCCUGGAUGGGCAGCGCGUCGGUAUCCAGCAACUGGACAGCAGGAAGAUUCCUUUGAGAUUGAAGUUUUCAUCUCCGGAUUUGCUACCUCUCGUAGAUCGGCCGAUGUAAUCAGUCGUUCCCAAAGGGCAUUCCUAAAGCUUGCGAAAGGCAAGGGCGAAUUACUUACAUCCUGUUUCGCCGCUCUCCCAAAACUUGAAAGUAACGAUAAUGAAUCAGCUACCACAGGCGUCCUGUUAGAGCCGCGAACCUUAAGUCAUUCGACGGAGGAUCUUUUGAAAUCAGUCAAGCUUCCUCCUAGACCAGAAGACAUCUCAGAAGACUAUGAGGUGCAAUUGCUUGAACGCAAAUUUCAGAGUCUUAAUGGUAUCUCUGAAGAUGCAGAUUCGUUGCACUCUCCUGUGUAUUCGCAAUCAUCAUCCCGCGCUAGUUCAGUCAAUGACCUUACGUUGCAUGACAACACCCCAGAAUCUUCUUACCUCGGUACUGUCGUAAAAAAUACAGCAGCAGACGAACUCCGAAAGCUACAUGCGAACCUCGAAUCUCGUUUACAACCUUUCUGGUCUUCCGUUGUACCCAAUAGAACCGUGCGCCUCCGACUAUACACGUCCCCGAAUCACAUCUCGACCCCUUCGAAUUCAUCGGUGAGUAUGGACAACGGGCCCGUAUCAAUCCAAGAUGUUGUCACGGCACCAGAUGGGAGCUUCCAAGCACGCUUCACCGUCGGAUGGACGGACCUAGCGAAUCAUCCUGGUGCCGAGCAUAUUGCUUUUGGUGAUCCUGCAGAAGAACAUGAAUUGCUCGUUGCUGCCGAGUUACUCCCUCUUCCUUCGCCUAUAUCAUCUGUCGCUUCCUCUGCCGCGUCCUCGACAACUGAUUUCUCCUCAUCGUCACGCCCGUCGAAGAAUAAUACAACUAGAUCGUAUCAAUCAAAUUCUCCAUACGACUCGUCAGUGACACUACCGUCAAUACCGCCUACCACGCUUCGUAUUCCAUUAACCUACUCCCCCGUCCGUGUCAUAUCUGACAUCGACGAUACUAUCAAAUAUUCGAACGUCACAGGUGGAGCACGCGCAGUGUUUCAUAACGUUUUCGUGAAAGAACUGAAAGACCUUGUCAUUCCCGGAAUGGGGGAGUGGUAUGAAGAGAUGUGGAAGAAGGGGGUGAGGUUCCAUUAUGUGUCAAAUGGACCAUUCGAGCUUCUUCCCUUGAUUGGAGAAUUUUUUCAAAUAUCGAAACUUCCUCCUGGUUCAGUAAAACUUCGUUCCUACGCAGGGAAGUCUCUUUUCAGCGGUCUCCUCUCUGCCCCAUCCGCUCGUAAACGCGCGGGUGUGCUCGAGAUCCUCGAUGCGUUUCCAGAUUCCAGGUUCAUCCUGAUAGGUGAUUCGGGAGAACAGGAUUUGGAGCUUUAUACAGAUUUGGCUCGGGAACGAGCAGAUCAGGUGCUUGCAAUAUUCAUUCGGGAUACGGGCGAAGGAGAACCGCUGAGUGAUCCCACCGGGGAUUCGUACGAUAAGAUAAUACCACCACGAUCUGCGCCUUCAAGUUUCGACGCCCCCACGUACCCUAUCUCCCCUCUCCCAGGAAAUUUCUUCAACUCUGCUAAUUCUCAUUCUGAUUCCCGUCCUCCAUCGCGUUCUCUGACUCCUCUCAGUAUGAAUGCUCCCUACACUGCUCGGUCGAGGAAGACUCCUGUUAGUGGUGGUGGACCUAAAUCAGCAGACUAUUUCAACACGAAACCUCUCACUGCGGAGCCUGACCCGCUUAUUGAUUUCGGGGAUUCUCCAACCACGGCGCAGUCUGCAUCGUCUAUCGCGCGUCCUCUGACUCUUGGUUCUUCUGUGUCAUCAUCUAUAACACCGUGGACACCCGCAACAACUGCUUCUUCUGUUACACCGAAAACACCGAAAACACCUUGGCUGAAUCACUCUAAUGCCUCAUACACAUCUUACACGUCUUUCAAAUCUAACAAACGUGGAUCCGUGGGAUCUAUAGGGUCCACCACAUCGACCGUGGCCACUGGCCCCGUCGCGCUCGCGCGGAUGACGGAAUCGGAAAAGAAAGGAUACGAGUUGCAGAUGAGGGUGUACAAAGCGAGAGGGGUGUUGCCGUUUCGAAUAAUGUUGAGGGUGUUUAGGGAGCCGGGGGAGUGUGUGGAGACGUGGGAUGUUGUUGGGUAG